Lasiosphaeria miniovina is the source of this 1664-nucleotide messenger RNA. RefSeq lists its product as uncharacterized. The transcript has a single exon. The record is from RefSeq and is a predicted model, not a curated record. The coding region runs from base 211 to 1593 and encodes 460 amino acids. NCBI's taxonomy places the organism in Eukaryota, Fungi, Ascomycota, Sordariomycetes, Sordariales, Lasiosphaeriaceae.
CGAUUUUACAGCCCUGCAGCAAUUCCUGUUCCCUCCAAGCCGCCCCGAGUUUACCCAUGUUUCUUCAACUCUUUGCAAGGCAGAGACCAGCUCGGCUCUUCCAGCUUACCAUCUCCGGCCAAUUUUGCCCUUCUCGGGUCAAGGAGUUCCUAUCUCUACAACCAUUCCUCGAACGUUCUUCCAAUCGCCCUGAGAAAUUUAUCUGACGAGAUGGAGCGUCGCCGUAGCAGCCAUCGGCAAAACGCCUUUCCGUCCUUCAUCCCGUUGGACACCACCAGUCACGAUGCAGCCCAGGGACAGCGCAGCCCUGAAAGCACAACCACGGAUCAUCAACUAGAUCAGGUCAACCCGCUCGUAGCGCAGUGCUAUCAACUUGAAGACGAAGUACGACAGCUCUCUGAACAAGUCCGAAGGCUGUCCGAGUCGCUCGCCACUUCGCCGCCGGAGCGGCGGGACCAAGCCAACACAUUGGCAGCGGACCAUGAUCCGGUCUCGGAGCCACAGCCAUACCCGGAGGCCUUAAAAGAAUCUGGAGAGGCCUCGAGAGAAUCCAGGACGGCCUCGAGGGAAUCCGGAACGGUCUCGGGAGACUCGAGAACGGCUUCAGAAGAAUCUAGAAGGACUUCAAAGGAGUCUAGAAGACAGUCAGGACAACCGGAUCAUGCCUCAAUUCCGCAAUCGGGACAUCCAGAGCACGCCCCCAUUCAACAAUCAGGACUUCUAGAGCAUGCAUCUCUUCAGCAAGAGGCGCAAGCAGCUCAGGCAUACCGUCGACCAAGCUUCAACAUCCCAUACGCCCUGAACCUUUACGACCGCGGCUUUUCAGACCUACGCGUCGGCGUGCAUCAAAGCUGCUUGGGCGAGGACUUUUGCGUCGAUCUGACCCCGUCUGAUGUACCUGGGAUGAGUCUCCUUUAUGGCUUCAUUCGUCAACACUCUUCAGCAUUGGCCAGAGUUGAACUUACUCGCCAUGGACGAUACGCCAUCACCGUCCCUUUACUACCAUGUCGGCCAAACGGUUCCAGCAACCCGACAGACCUCCCCCAUACCUUCCGAUUUCCGGACGAGUACGGCGUGUUUGGCUUUGUUGCGGAAGUUCAAGACCCCAGCGGCACUGGAUUGCUACUAGAACGUUUCAGGUGGCAGCAGAUUGACUGGCCCAACCUUGAAUGGAUAACAGACUGGAAGUCCCAUCACGGGUGGUGUUUGAUUGGCGAUGUAGUCUCUGGCCAGAGCUCAUCGCCCCCCGGUGUGAGAGACGUCGUGGCUUGUUACGCAAGCAACCGCGCGUGGACGGCAUCCAGAGAGACGCUGUCUUUGGCCAGGAGUAGCUCCAAGGUUGGGAGAAUCAGGUUCUUAGAUAGUGUUGACAUGGGAAGAUUUGAUGAGCGCUGGGUCACGUUGGCAAUGGUGUCUGCAAUGGCAAUUUAUGGGUUAGAGGAAUGGAUGGAUGAUCAACUGCGGCCGAAGUAUGGAGGAUCAUCGGCUCAACAAUCAUCGGGGUUUCCACCACACAUGUUGAUGACUCCUUCUGCACCUCCACCUGCGGCUGUUGCUCCUGACCCUUUUUUCCCUCCACGUCGCAUAGUAUAAAUUCCUUUAGUAUUAGACAGUAGAUACGCCCUAAAAACAAACAUUACGCCUCUAAAUUUGUCUUUUGGGCC